Messenger RNA from Darwinula stevensoni, 1772 nucleotides. NCBI's taxonomy places the organism in Eukaryota, Metazoa, Arthropoda, Ostracoda, Podocopida, Darwinulidae. The record is from the annotation of a GenBank genome assembly.
AUGUCGACUUCCGCGACAUGUCGUCCCCACGAAGAAGGCGUUUCCCCGCCCGACUCCCGUGGAUCGAGUGUUGAAGGACGAGGUCGCCUCGACAUCGAGAAGAGAAACACGACCGACUCUUCACAGGGGAACUGGGAGCAGGCCCGAUCGAAAGGGGCGAGACGCGCAGGGACAGCAGAACGCAGCGACGAGCGAGAAGAUCGUCCAUGUGAAGGAAUCGUCCAAGUGAAUGCGCGGGAAGGAAUCGUCCACGUGAAUGCGCGCGAAGGAAUCGUCCGCGUGAAGAUGACGUCCGUCCUCCUCCCCGUCCUCCUCCUCCUCUCGCUCCUGAACCCGGGAGAGGCGCAGACAGCCGCCAGCAUCAUUCCUCAGGGAUACGACAAGUCCAGGCCCCCAUCAAAGCCGGUGAACGUGGAGAUCGGCGUGUAUAAGUCUCAGGUGACGGACAUCGACGCUGCGAACCAGAAAGCGACGGUGGAGGUGACCCUGCGCGCCUACUGGGACGACCCCCGACUCAAGAACUCCGGCUCGGACUUCCGGACCUCGGACGAGGAAACCAUCGCCCGGAUCUGGCAACCCGACCUCUUCUUCGUCGCCGCCCUCGCCACCAGCGUCCAUCGGUACCCGUCCAACAACGAACUCCUCCUCGUUCAGUCCAACGGCACCGUGCUCCUCAGCAGGCGAUUCACGGUGGUGGUGACGUGCAAGGAGGUCUUCGCGGCGUUCUAUCCGAUGGAUGGCUUCAAUUGCUCGAUCGUCACGGAGACGUUCGCGAGCACGGCGGAAACGGUUCGCCUGACGGCGAGGGGAAUUUCUUAUAACAAAGACGGGGUGAAGAAUCAGGAAUUCUACGUUCCGAGGGCCGAGAUGACGACUCAAGAAAUUUCCAUCUCCACAGGGACGUAUUCAUCCGUUCUGGUGAGCUUCAUCCUCGCUCGGAAUCCUCAUCGGUACAUCGCGGCCACGUUCGUCCCUCUUUACAUGGCCGUCUUCGUCUCCUACCUCACCUUCUGGAUGAACAAGACCUCAAUGACCGUGAGGCUUCUCCUAAACGGAAUGAUGCUGAUUGCCAUUUUCGUGACGGCCCAAAACGCGCAGAACGUAAUGCACAAGACGACCGUCUCCACUGCGAUGGACUGGAAGAUCUGGAUGUCUUUCGCCUUCGUGCUGGCCUGCCUACUGGAGGGAAUCGCCCUGGAGAUCCUCGAGGGCAAGGGACUCUGCCGCGAGUUGAGCGGGAAUACGGAAUGGGCGACGGGAAGGAAGGGAGGGGACACGGUGCCCCUGGUGCAUUUCACUUCCUCUCCCCCCGGCGUCGAUUGGAAGCCUCCCUCUGAGUCUCCCCAUCCUCCAAACCAGGAGGAUGGAAGCGACGGGGCGUCGAGAAUAGACGAGGUCUUCCGAAUCGCCUACCCGGUCCUCUACCUGCUCUUCCUCGUCGUCUUCUGGAUCGCCUGCCUCGCCUGAUGGCGAGGCCGACCUGGCGGUGUCGGCGGCACGCGGGAUAUAUAUUUAAAGGGGGAAUUCCGGCGUCCCCUUUUUUUUGCGUGCUCGGUCGGAGGCAGAUGAGGGGUGGAAUGUUAGGUACUGAUACGUACCAAGACGUACGGGACCGAAUCCUUGUGUCCUUCGUGACGUGCUCCAUUCAUUAGCUUCUUCCUGUGAAUUUCGUUAGCGAUGAUUUAAAUGAUGCAGUUGUCUUUCGCGGCGAUAUCGGCGCCGCCAAGGGAAAAUAUAUACUGGAAUAGAUGGAGUUUGGGGUGACUCGGAAU